CUCAGGCUAUGCGGGUAUUGUGCGCAAUUGUAGGUGGAGGAGAGGAUAAGAAACAGAGAAGAGAGAGAAAGAAGAGAAGCACAGAAAGAUGCACGGCAAAGAGGAACGACGAUCGAUGCCAAUGCGUGGGCCAGUGUCAGAUGCUAUCCAGAGAAGCAAAUGGUGGCUGGCGGCAUUGUUUGAGGAUACGAGCCAAUUGCCCGGCGGUAAAAAAAAAAAAAAAAAACAGAAGAGCAGUGGUGAGAGGCCAGCAGCCAUGAUUCGACGAGGCCUCUCCAAGUCAGCUGGCAUGAUGGCUGCAUCUCUCUCUCUCUCUCUCUCUCUCUCUUUUUUUUUUUUUUUUUUUUUUUUUCAGCUUUGGGGGCCGAAGCUAACAUGGAGCUUGUGCUUGUGCUUGCUUGACCCAUUUGCCAUCCUUGAAUCUAAUCUGCUGCGUUGGUAUAGCACAUCUGCAACUGCUACUACAUACUAUAAUGCCCCGGAAUGCUGCAGUUAUUCAUCUGGAGUGACGGCCAAACACUGAACACUGAUACACGGCACAAAUCUCGAUCCAGCGAUGCGGAAUGCCGUGAACCAGUGGUUCAGGGCCGAUGCGAAUUUCGCUUCUUGGU
This is a messenger RNA of Trichoderma asperellum CBS 433.97, 611 nucleotides long. NCBI's taxonomy places the organism in Eukaryota, Fungi, Ascomycota, Sordariomycetes, Hypocreales, Hypocreaceae. The record is from RefSeq and is a predicted model, not a curated record.